AUGAUUUUCGACGAGAAAGUAGGGGCUCUGAUUGUGUCCGAGACGCACUUGUCAGCAGACCAGACGGAAGAAAUACAGGACAGCCAUAUCGGGAAACGUCUGUCAAUAUACAACUCAGAGAACCGAGAUGACCCCAGCACUAAGGGCAUUGCAAUUGUGCUGAACCGUGAAAUCACCAAUACGCAGGAUGUACAAGUAAAACACCUAAUCCCAGGCAGAGCAAUCCUUGCCACAUUACACUGGCACAGUGACCGAACGCUCACUAUCCUCGGAGUCUAUGCUCCAGCGGAAUCGAUGCAAGCAAAUGAAAACUUCUGGGACUCCCUGUCCGAACGCUGGCUCACCGAAGAUCUCCCGGUCCCGGACCUAAUGGGAGGCGACAUGAACCUAGUAGAAGAACCCCUAGAUAGACUGCCAAGCCGAGAGGAUGCACCCCGCACAGUCGCUGCACUCCGCCGAUUCAAACGGCUCCUUGGACUGGUCGACGGAUGGCGAGGAGAAAACCCUGAUGCAAAAGACUUCACCUACACAAGCGGCAGGGAUACGCACUCCCGAAUUGACCGAAUUUACGUCUCAAAUGCCCAACUUAAGAGAACACGGAAAUGGACUUUGGACGACUGCGUCGGAAAGCUCUCAGACCACAGAAUGGUGUCCACCACCAUCACUGCGCCAGGCUCGCCCACCAUAGGUAAGGGCAGAUACACGAUACCCCUCUUCCUACUGAAGGACAAGAAGUUCAUGGACUUUGUCCAGAAAACAAUGAUCGAGCUCGAAGACAGACAAGCAGACUGUCCGGGCCUAAACGUUCAAGCCGAGUGGUCUAGUCUCAAGACCGCAAUACGCGACUAUGCACGAUCCCGAGCCAAGGAAGCGAUCGGCGCCUCGAGAGAAAAGAAGAAGACCCUCCAGACCAGAAAGGCCCAAAUACUCAAAACCACCCAUGGGCCGGACUCCCUGGAACAGUCAGAAGUACCAGACACGCAAACCUAUACAGAAACCGAAGCAGCGGCGGAGGUCCACGCUAUCCAAGGAGAGAUCGACAAGAUAACUGAUGUGCAACGAGAGCAACGGCGGACCGAAACGAGAGCACGGUGUUUCACAGAGCUAGACCACAUAACUAAAUUCACAGUAGCAAUGAGCAAGGAUAAGACUCCCCGGGACACUAUCACCCUACUACGUCGAACAGACACCACCCCACCCAGAGAAGCGAAGCGCUCGAAGGAUAUGGCGGAGCUGGCCAGAGACUACCACCACAACCUCCAACAAGACCCCUCGGAACAGAACCCUGCCACCAAAGACCACGCCAUAGAAAGUGCGCUCGAGCACACGGAAGCAAGAGGCGACCCAGAAAAGAUCGAGGAACUGAAAAAACAGCUGACAGCAGAAGACGUCAUACUAGCAUUGAAGCAAGCAGCCACGGGCACGGCAAGUGGAGUAGACGGUAUCCCGUACGAACUGUGGAGGCGUCUCCACCAAAUCCAUCUGGAAGUGACCAAACAGAACGCGGCGCUAGGCCCAGAUAAACAAAAGAGGGUUACACUGGCCGACAGCACUGACAGCAUUGACCAAGCACACAUUGCCAAGGAUGGCGAAGCGGUAAGGAUACUGGGAGGCUAUAUAGGCAACAAGAUAGAACCUUUCGCCCUAUGGACACCAAUGCUGGAGAAAACCGAUGCCGCCCGAGUACAGUGGGAGAAGCUGUUCCCCACAAUAGAAGCGAGGAGGCACAUAGACCAGAUCAUCACGGGCUCCAUGACGCAGUACCUUACAAUGGUAAAUGGAAUGCCAGCAGCGGUAACAAAACACCUCCUUCAAGCACAGCGAGAGUUCAUAUGGGGCGGAGCGAAAUCAUCUCCCGUCCAGAGGGCGACCCUGUCCCAACCAACUAGGCAGGGGGGUAAAAACCUUCUUGACCUCGAAGCUAGGAACGACGCCCUCACCAUUCUCAAGCUGCAAUCCUUCCUAGACCUAGACCCCACGACCCGAGCAGAUUGGGGAUAUUUUGCCGACAGUAGACUUGAGAAAGCCUCUACAAGAGCCUCCAAGAUGGACAACGAAUCCUUUGAUAACAUGUUCCUACAAACAUGGACCCCGAAUCGGAAACUCCUAACGACUGAGUUACGGGAGAUGCUUCGAAUCGCAAAAAGAUACAACCUAAGUUUCGCACCAGUCCAGCCAACGCAAACCCUGCUCCAACAAAUGCCCCUCUUCCACCACACAGGAGAGGACCCAACGCAAACCCAACGCAACAACACACCCCGCUGUAGGUGCCUCCGCCGAAACCAUGGCGUCAGCGACAUCCUGUCAGCAAUGCCAGUAGCAGAACGCCUCCGUAACAAGGACCACCGGGAGAGCACCAAAUGUGACUGCCCCCAAUGCAAAUCUGACCGGGAGUCCCUUGGCUGCCGGAACCCAGACGCAUGCGCGAGAGCUGUCCCCUCUAGACUAGCCCAGCUUGGAAUAAGAUGGAUCCCCAAGGACACUGGAAGCCUGCCCCAGAGAGCAACAGAAGGCGAGAGAGACAACAGGACCAAGCAGCUGUCCCUCCCCCCCACAGCGAGCAAAACAGACGGCUUCCGAAUAUGUGUGAAGUCGACCCCGCACCCGAGCUCUCUGCCCCCCUUUCGUCAACGGUCAGCAAGUAACCAAGAGACCAUGUUCAUUGCGACGCACAAGGAUCCAAAAUCACCCCGACUGGGGAUAGCAGUUUGGUUCGGACCAGAGGACCCGAGAAAUACAAACUUCCUUGCCCCUGAGGAGUUAGGCCACACGAGAACAACGGGAGAAAACUUGGCAAUGCUCACGGGCCUGAAACGAAUCCACAGGAUAACAAAUGUGAAAAUCAUAGUGGAAGACGACACCUAUAUCCAAGAAAUCAGCCCAAAACUGAGCGGAUGGGAGGAUGCAGGAUGGAUAAACGUACCAGAUAAGGACAUACUCCGCCCACUGACCGCCGAGAUUAGAGGCAGGACGGGCCAAACCACCUUCGGCAUGCCAGGAAAACACUCUGCCGAAGAAACCCUCCUCUCCCAGACCACCACCGCUGCCAAGCAAGCUGCCCUGGCAAAUACCCCCCCCCUACCCCGCCUCCUGGCGACAACCCGACCAGACCUCCUGUCAGAGGGAGUUAAGCUGGCCACCCUCACACAAAGAACCGCCUACGCUACGAUCCGGGCCCAGAAAGAAACAGCGGUGCGGCCAGCGACACGACGAAACGUGGAGGAGGUAUCAAGAGAGUACACACGUGGCACACAGGCUGGACCGACGGCAGACCAAGUCUGGGCCUCAAUACGAUCGCGUGAUUUCUCACGCCAAGUCAGAAACUUCCUCUGGAAAGCGAUGCACGAAGCGCACAGGAUAGGCACAUUCUGGAAACACAUACCAGACUGCACGGACAGAGGAACGUGUACAUCAUGCGGAGUUACAGAAGAUCUCCGCCAUAUUCUCCUAGAGUGUCAGUGCGCGGGUCAGGAACAGGUUUGGAAACUGGCCGAAAAACUAUGGUCAGCCACGGGCCAACCCUGGGUCACUCCGACUUUCGGAGGCCUCCUGGGAGAAGGUCUCACCCGGAUAAAGCUGAGAAACGGCCGGGUAGUGAAAGGGCUCACCCGGCUCCACCACAUUAUCAUAUCCGAGUCAAUAUUCACAAUCUGGAAGCUACGAAAUGAGAGGGUCAUAUCGAACGAUGGCGAAGAACCGUCGGCCCCAGAGAUAGAGGGGAAGUGGAACAGGGCCAUAGAGUCCCGCUUUGCACUAGAUCGAACUCUCACAAAUAAAAACAAAUUCGGCGGCAGAGCACUGAAACCGCAUCUGGUCGAGACGACCUGGAGGAAAGUUGUCACGGACACCUCGGGUGACACACUCAACGACAAAUGGCUUGAAAAUCCCAGGGUUUUG
Messenger RNA from Mycena citricolor, 3897 nucleotides. Lineage: Eukaryota; Fungi; Basidiomycota; Agaricomycetes; Agaricales; Mycenaceae. The record is from the annotation of a GenBank genome assembly.